AUGUGGAGAUCCUUGCGGCGGAGGGCGGAAGAUGACGGCCAGCGCAAUAUCCCAAGCUGGCCAGCAGUCAGACCAUGGCUUCUGCAGCAGUCGGACACACCCUACGCCAUUCCCAUAGCAUCUUCGCCGUACAACCUUAGCACGACCGAGCACAGCGUUCGCGACACCCUACACGACCCCAGUUUCUCCAUCCAAUCCCGCGGUAGCGGAAGUGACAAGCGCCGCAAGAUGCCUGAGAAGCCCCUCACAAUUGCGACCUACGCCGCAGGAGCCUCCCUCGCCGCCAUUACCCUCGUCUACGUCUUUGGCCCGACGUACUUCCUCGACGACGACGCAAAUGCAGCCAGCGGCAAGAAGAAGGGCGUAGUCGGUCUCAGCAAUGCCGCGAACGACUGCUUCAUCAAUUCGGUGCUGCAGGCGCUCGCCGGCCUACCAGAUUUGCGCAUAUAUCUCAUAAGAGAGACGCAUAGGCGCAUGCUCGACGGUCCCGAAGUUUAUGAUGUGGACCCUGAAAGACUCAACGCCGAGACAGGGACCGCGAGGCCCGCAAAGCUAGAGGGUCUGCAGCGCGGCAUCCUCACCCAUGGACUGAAGGAGAUUCUUGACCGGCUGAACGAGCGACCCAUAUACAAGAAGACCAUAUCUCCCCAGCCCUUUAUUCGAUCGCUCGAGCACGCAUUCGGCACCCGCAUUAGCCGGCAACAGCAGGACGCGCAAGAGUUUCUCCAGAUCGUCACCGAGCGCCUAUGCGACGAGUACCAUGCCGGCGGAAAGGCCCGGCGACAGGCUACACGGGUGGGCGUCACGAUUACAACUGAAGACGGCGCAUCGGAAAGGAGGGACAUUGAACGUCAGCUCGGCGCAGCACCCCCUGAGGGUUCUGGUAGCCAUGGUGUAGAGGAAGAGCCGGAGGACGAUGAAGCACCCGCGGAUGAGGAGGGCUUCCCGUUCGAGGGCAAGAUUGAAUCGCAGAUUGAGUGCCAGACAUGUCACUUCAAGCCGAAGCCUUCCGUAUCGACCUUUGUCACCCUGACACUCAACGUACCUCAAGCCUCCUCCACCUCCCUCAACGCCUGUCUCGACGGAAUGCUCAAGGUUGAAUACAUAGACGACUUCAAGUGCGAGCGCUGUCGGCUGGAACAUGCGCUGAGGAGCAAAGACCACCAGCUCUCGCGAGCGACCGAUUCGGAUGCACAGGCUCUGCUGCAGUCAGACAUCGCGAAGAUCCGACAAGCGUUAGAGGACGAUCCCGAGAACCCGCCUGAGGGCGUUGAGCUUCCGGACUCGAGCCAGGCACCCAAGCGUCGCAUAGCGCGCCACAUGUACAUUUCGCAAUUCCCCAAGGUUCUUGCGAUACAUUUGUCGCGCUCGACGUUCGCCAUUGGCGCUGCCUCGACGAAGAAUUUGGCCAAGGUCGCCUUCCCUGAAGCUUUACCAUUAGGCGGAAUACUACACCGGAAGAACUACCGUCUUCUUGGAAUGGUCACACACAAGGGCAGCCAUAAUAGCGGUCACUACGAAUCCUUUCGUCGUCAAGUCCAGCCUCUUCCGUUCUCCACAAAUGCGACACUUGGUACUGAAGGCGCAUAUAGCCGGCAAGCCAGCCCAUACCCGUCAGCAGCACCAUCGGUAGCGCCUUCAGCCGUACAAAGCCCGCGUAUAUCAGCACUUCAUCUUCCCAACACCAUCGACCGCGGGUCACCAGUCCCGUCCACACCCACACUAAACUCCCCCUCAACACGGUCGCUGUCCUCACAAGAGACCAUGCCUGCGUCCUCAAGAGGGCCAGCACCAACUUCUGCACCGCGCAUGUCCGAGUCUGAUCCACUACAAAUGGCAUUCUCUUCCACCGGAACAGGCACCGGCAGCGAUUCCUUAUCACGCACGAGGAGCGUGCGAUCGCUGAAAGAGCGCGCAUCAGAGAAGGCCUCAUCGAUAAAAGAGUCGAAUCCCUUACGACGCAAAUCGAAGAAGACAAGCAAUAGGUGGUGGCGUAUAAGCGACGACAAGAUCAAGGAGAGCAAGACAUCUGAGGUCUUGAACAUGCAGAAGGAUGUGUAUUUACUAUUUUACGAGCUGAACAAAGUCUGA
Molecule: messenger RNA, 2091 nt
Organism: Alternaria infectoria
Lineage: Eukaryota; Fungi; Ascomycota; Dothideomycetes; Pleosporales; Pleosporaceae
Exons: 2
Coding region: 1-2091 (696 amino acids)
Biological process (GO): protein deubiquitination
Cellular component (GO): cytosol; nucleus
Molecular function (GO): cysteine-type endopeptidase activity; cysteine-type deubiquitinase activity
Source: RefSeq, a predicted model, not a curated record